Messenger RNA from Ectocarpus siliculosus, 1187 nucleotides. Lineage: Eukaryota; Phaeophyceae; Ectocarpales; Ectocarpaceae. The record is from the annotation of a GenBank genome assembly.
ACAACUCCGAGCUCACUCAUCAGAGAAGCGCACGAGGCAGGAGGAGAAGCUACCAGGUCGGAAGGCCAGGCAUAAGAGGGCGAAUUCGAGAGAGAGAAAGAAGCCAAGAUGCCGGGUGGGUUUAUUUCGCAGCUGGUGUCGACGUACAUGACGUCGUCCGAGGACCUUGACGCGGAGGCCGCCAAGCGCGGGCACGCCAGCCACCAGAACCGGUUGGCGCUCGUCGAAGACCUUGGGAGGCCUGCCAAGACCGCGGGCAACAUGCGACACAAAGUUCUAUCCGGGAGGCUGAAGAGGGGUUACAACCCCGUCUACUGGAACGACAGCGUCGCCGUGGGCACCGUGGCGUCGGAGCGAAACACCAUCGACACGUGCAUCUUCUGGAUGGAGCAGGAGAAGCUCCGGCAGCAGGGGAAGCCGCACGUCUACGUGGACGCGCAGGGAGAGGUUUAAUUAACGGUUUUUGUGGUUUUCGUGGCUCUACGUAUGAGCAGCAGGUGUGUUUGGUCGGUUGUGUAGUAGCGCCAUCGCGAUCUUCUCGGGAAGUGGAGGAGGAUAGCGUGAGAGAAGAUUUAGGGGGACCCCGGAAGGCUGGGGGUCUUGAGUCUACAGACAAGAGAAGAGAGACAGGUAUAACUGCAACUCUCCAGUGCUUCGAGUUGAAGACUACCCUGCAAUUUGUCGUCAAGUCUGAUGAGACUACCCUUCGUCAUGAUCGAAGCGUGCACGUUUGGACUGUUGGUUCUACGGGGAACACCUAGGGGUCUGUACGAUGGAGGGGCGGCGAAAUAGCGAAGCACCCAAUACACCACCGCUGUCGUUCGUCGUCGUCGUCGCUGUUCGCUAUUAAGACAAGUACAUCGACUUCAUGUGCUUGUUUUGUGGUCCUGCAGUCCGUGCGUGUUGACUGCCGUCUGGGCAGAUCCCCGCACCCACCACCGGGUGGUCAGCCAACCACACGCGCUGGUAUGUAACUAGAGGCUUUCCACGCAAAACACGCUCUCAGAGGGUCGGAAUCGUAGCCUGAUUGACGUGUGAGGUUGCUCGUUAACGUCUCUGUGUGAAGAAACCAAGUCUCUGGGGCGGUGACUUGGUUACCAAGCGGCUUGCCCAACCGCUGGCACGACCACGGCACAGCUGCUCCAAAGGGGCGGGGUGCCGGAAAAUCCUCAAACAAGCAAUUGGUG